AUGGAGACCCAAGCGCAACAGCAAGAGGCUUCUGUGAUUGACACCAGACACCGGAUCAACUUGAUGGAAUCAGAAUUGGAAGAUGCUUGGAAAAUGAUAAAGGAGAAUUCUCCAUCAUUGCCCAAGCGGCGUCGACUUGAGGACGAUACCGUGAGUAGCAUCAGUAGCCGAACUGAUUCCCCUGUAUCCGUGGAUAGGACUGCGGAGCGAAGUGACGUAGGAGGGAGCAGCAGACGGAACCGAGCACGAUUACGCUGCUAUCGCUGCAAAGAGUUAGGCCAUGUAGCACAGGAUUGCUCGAACGAGUCCGGGGACAAGGUGCUGUCGCAACCCUUGCCCCUCUCGGUCAGUAAAUGCGGCAUUGCCUGUUGUCAACGCGUUGCGGAUCGACGCGUGACAUGGAACAGUCAACUAAUCGAGAUUCGGACGAUUGAUGGGGUGUCCCGGGCCUGUUGUGGUGUCGGGACUGUGUCAGUCCUAACAGACGGAGGGAGUCAUGCCAAAGUCGACGUCUUGGUGGCACGUCAAAGGCCCCUCGGUAACGACCUGCUACUUGGGAUUGAUGCGAUCCGAGCGUUAGGAGGCAUGAUGAUCACGCCAGCGGAAAUGUGGAACUGGUUUUUAUUCUUUUUGUCCUUUUUCUUUGUUUUGCUCCUCCUUUCAUUUUGCUUCCUUUCUUCUUCUGUUUUGCUUUUCUUCUCCCUUUUUCUUUUUUUUUUUUCUCAUUUUCUUUUCUUUCUUUUUCUUAGUCGUAGUCAUUAUAAAAAUCAAUCUUUCUUUAUCACCAAAUCAGUCUGUUUUUGA
Molecule: messenger RNA, 804 nt
Organism: Acanthosepion pharaonis
Lineage: Eukaryota; Metazoa; Mollusca; Cephalopoda; Sepiida; Sepiidae
Source: the annotation of a GenBank genome assembly